This is a messenger RNA of Anoplophora glabripennis (Asian longhorned beetle), 2448 nucleotides long. RefSeq names its product lutropin-choriogonadotropic hormone receptor-like. Lineage: Eukaryota; Metazoa; Arthropoda; Insecta; Coleoptera; Cerambycidae. The record is from RefSeq and is a predicted model, not a curated record. The transcript has 14 exons. Gene Ontology annotation, cellular component: membrane. Gene Ontology annotation, molecular function: protein binding; G protein-coupled receptor activity; protein-hormone receptor activity. The coding region runs from base 1 to 2448 and encodes 815 amino acids. Gene Ontology annotation, biological process: G protein-coupled receptor signaling pathway.
AUGUAUUCGCGUUGGAUCUCACAUAACAAACUCUCAAAAGAAAAAGCUUGUGACGAUUGGUCGAAAGAAAUGCCCAAGAAAUACGAACGCGGUGUUCCAAAACAAGUCUGUGACAUCGUAACAACAGACGGAUCAUGGAUCUAUGAGUAUGAAUACGAAAAUAAACAGCAGUCGACUGACACAUUACUGCCACACAGCACAUCACUGCAUCUGCUUAUGCCUGAUAGUUGUUCACAUGCACAUCAAAUCAGUCUGAUGAAGAACAAAGCAGGUGAUGCUUUUGAAUACUUGAAAACUAUGUUUCUCAAUCUGAGUGAUGCCAAAAUAAAAGAAGGCAUAUUUGUAGGUAUAUAUCAGCACUAUGGAGAAGAGAUACAAAGAAAGAUGGGAUGUAGGAAUGAUGGAUAUAUUCAUAGAGCUCCAAAGCUACUGAAGAUUCAGCCAGAAGUGUUUAGUGCAUAUCUUCCAAACUUAAAGAUACUGAGAAUAGUAAACACUGGUUUAGAAGAAAUGCCCAAUUUCAAUGGCUUAAAUACAUCUUCUGUUCUGCACAUGAUAGAUCUGGAGCACAACCGCAUCCAGAGGAUUCACACCCGACAAGUUAGUAAAGUGAAGGCUGAACAGCUGUCACUCAAUUACAACAACUUGCAAGUAGUGGAAGAAGCAGGGUUUGCGGGCUCCGAAAUUGCCAAAUUGACUUUAAAAGGAAAUUUUAAAUUGAACCAUUUACACAAGAAAGCAUUCUACGGACUACAAAGCCUUCGCUAUAUAGACCUGUCAUACACCGCCAUAACGUUUCUGCCUACUGAAGGUCUUCGAGAAAUUGAUAUCCUCAAAGUUCAAAAUACGAAGUCGCUAAAAGUCUUCCCUUCUGUAUUCAAUUUUCAGUUUAUUAAAGAAGCAUGGCUAACCUAUCCUUACCACUGCUGCGCUUUCAAGUUUCCCCGAACGCACAACCCCUGGGAGUACGAGAAGCACACCAGGCUCGUCCACCAACUCCACGAGGCCUGUGCUGCGAAGAAUACCACUGUCAGCUAUGUCUUGCAGGAAAACAAAGAUCCAUCACUGAAAGCUCUGCUCCGUUGGAUGCCCAUGAAUGCCAGUUUAGGCGCUGCAACUCAGAACGACGAGCUGUGGGGAGACGAGAACGAGGUCUUCCAUAACAGCACGAAUGCUUUUCCAGUUACAACGGCACUGUGUGGCGAGAUUUACAGGAAUUACCAUGAGGUAAAAUGUCACCCCGCUCCUGAUGCCUUCAACCCCUGCGAAGACCUAAUGGGCAACUGGGCACUGCGCGUUCCCGUCUGGUUCAUCUCCCUCUCGGCCGUCAUCGGCAACCUGUUUGUGGUCAUCGUUAUCGCCACAUCACAUUUCCGGUUAACAGUGUCCAAAUUCCUCAUGUGCAAUCUGGCCGUCGCCGAUUUGUGCAUCGGCAUUCAUCUAUUGCUGAUUGCCGUCGUGGAUGCCUGCUCCAUAGGGGCCUACUUCAAUUCGGCCAUCGACUGGCAGGAGGGUAACGGCUGCAGCGUGGCGGGAUUCCUCACCAUCUUCGGCAACGUCCUCUCGGUCUACACCCUAGCAGUUAUCACCACCGAGCGUUGGUACACCAUCACGUGGGCCAUCCACCUCAACAAACGUCUCAAGUUGCGCACGGCCGUCCGCGUCAUGAUCGCCGGUUGGAUUUGCGCCCUCUUCAUGGCCGUGCUGCCGCUGAUCGGCGUCAGCAGCUACUCCAAGACGAGCAUCUGUCUGCCUCUGGAGAACAAGGGAAAGGCGGACGCCAUUUAUCUCUCCACUCUGCUGGCGUUCAACGCGUUAGCGUUCGCGCUGAUCUGCGUGUGCUAUGGCAGCAUGUACAGGUCCAUCCGAGAAGGUGGUCGUACAGGGUCAACAACUUCAGUCCGCAGCGACCUGACAGUAGCCAAGAGGAUGGCCCUCCUGGUAUUCACGGACUUCGCCUGCUGGGCGCCCAUAGCCUUCUUCGGCCUCACCGCACUCCUAGGCUACCCCCUCAUCACAGUCACCCAAACCAAGAUUCUCCUGGUGUUCUUCUACCCCUUGAAUUCGUGCGCCAAUCCUUGCUUGUACGCUCUCCUGACCCAACAGUACCGGAGGGACUUUUUCAUCCUCAUGGGACGGUAUGGCCUAUGCAAGGAUAGAGCGGAGCUCCAUAAGGGUGCCAUAGGAGGUAAGCCGUUACCAUACGGAUCGGGACCCCAGUAUAAAAGGACUAGUGGUGAGAGUAACAUGAAAAUUAACAGUGGUAACAACCACAGGGGGUCAGUACUGACCACAGUAGUGUCUGUGGAAAUUCCUAUGAUGAGGACUAGUUCUAGAAAUAGCUCCAGGUAUCGUCCGGACUCGCUUAUGGCUGUGCCGGAAUUUUCUCUCAAAGAUAUGAACCAUUUCCAUGACUGUCAUAAGUUGACUUCGACUGAGAACUUGUAA